This is a messenger RNA of Indicator indicator, 1227 nucleotides long. It is a transcript of the gene HS6ST1, whose product is annotated as heparan sulfate 6-O-sulfotransferase 1. Gene Ontology annotation, cellular component: membrane. The transcript has 2 exons. The coding region runs from base 1 to 1227 and encodes 408 amino acids. Gene Ontology annotation, molecular function: heparan sulfate 6-sulfotransferase activity. The record is from RefSeq and is a predicted model, not a curated record. NCBI's taxonomy places the organism in Eukaryota, Metazoa, Chordata, Aves, Piciformes, Indicatoridae.
AUGAAGCGUGCGGGAAGGACCAUGGUUGAGAGGACCAGCAAGUUCUUGCUGAUCGUGGCCGUCUCGGUGUGCUUCAUGCUUAUCCUGUACCAGUACGUGGGGCCGGGGCUGAGCCUGGGUUCCCCCAGCGGCCGCUCCUACUCGGAGGAGCUGGACCUCUUUCCCACGCCGGACCCGCACUACGUGAAGAAGUACUACUUUCCUGUGCGGGAGCUGGAGCGGGAGCUCGCCUUCGACAUGAAGGGUGAGGACGUUAUCGUCUUCCUGCAUAUCCAGAAGACCGGCGGCACCACCUUCGGCCGCCACCUGGUGCAGAACGUACGGCUGGAGGUGCCCUGCGACUGCCGGCCCGGGCAGAAGAAGUGCACCUGCUACCGCCCCAACCGCCGGGAGACCUGGCUCUUUUCCCGGUUCUCCACGGGCUGGAGCUGCGGGCUGCACGCCGACUGGACCGAGCUCACCAACUGCGUGCCCGGGGUGCUGGACCGCCGGGAGAGUGCCGCUGCCAAGACGCCCAGAAAAUUUUACUACAUCACACUGCUGAGAGAUCCCGUAUCUCGUUACCUCAGUGAAUGGCGUCACGUCCAACGAGGAGCUACUUGGAAGACCUCCUUGCACAUGUGUGAUGGCAGGACACCAACUCCUGAAGAGCUGCCAUCGUGCUAUGAAGGCACGGAUUGGUCAGGCUGCACGCUGCAGGAGUUCAUGGAUUGCCCAUAUAAUUUGGCCAACAACCGCCAAGUGAGGAUGUUGGCUGACUUGAGUUUAGUGGGCUGCUACAACAUGUCUUUUAUCCCAGAGAACAAGCGAGCACAGAUCCUGCUGGAGAGCGCAAAAAAGAACCUCAAAGACAUGGCCUUCUUCGGCCUGACAGAGUUCCAGAGAAAGACUCAGUACCUGUUUGAGAGAACUUUUAAUCUGAAAUUCAUCCGGCCCUUUAUGCAGUACAACAGUACCAGGGCAGGAGGGGUGGAGGUUGACAAUGACACCAUCCGGAGGAUUGAGGAGCUCAAUGACUUGGACAUGCAGCUCUAUGACUAUGCAAAGGACCUCUUCCAGCAGCGCUACCAGUACAAACGGCAGGUAGAGAGGAUGGAGCAGAGGAUAAAGAAUCGGGAAGAGAGGCUUCUUCACCGGUCGAAUGAAGCACUUCCCAAGGAAGAGACCGAAGAGCAAGGACGCUUGCCCACUGAGGACUACAUGAGCCAUAUUAUAGAGAAGUGGUAG